Messenger RNA from Suillus clintonianus, 3828 nucleotides. RefSeq lists its product as uncharacterized. Bases 29 to 3460 code for a protein of 1143 amino acids. Gene Ontology annotation, cellular component: Set1C/COMPASS complex. The record is from RefSeq and is a predicted model, not a curated record. The transcript has 9 exons. NCBI's taxonomy places the organism in Eukaryota, Fungi, Basidiomycota, Agaricomycetes, Boletales, Suillaceae. Gene Ontology annotation, biological process: DNA-templated transcription; positive regulation of DNA-templated transcription.
GUCCUAAACCUUACCAACGGGGACACCGAUGCCAACGAUGUCGACCCGCUCAAGAACAAAAUCAGUGUUGGCUGCAAAUAAUGGCAAGUCACAGUCGAGCAAGGAUAAUCAACCAAAAUCUAUCAGGACACGCGCGAGAUCCCUGAAGAGCGAGGACCAUAUGAGCGAGAUGGAAAAGGAGACAAAGAUUGGUCGUGGGAAGGCGAAGACGCCUAUCAAGGCAGCCCAGGACGCCCAGGACAGACAGCCGAAGGAUAAAUGUACUUUUUGUAUCUGCCACCAACCAGACGAUGGCACGCCCAUGGUGUCUUGCUCUGUCUGUGACGAGUGGUAUCAUUUUCGCUGUGUGAGGCUUGACGAAGUGGAGGCUUCUGAACUUCAGAUUUAUGUAUGUUCGACAUGCGCUGAAUUAACUGGUCGGCGUACAGUCAUGAAGUGGGAAGGACCUGAUGUAGAGGAAGAACUCAUCGACGUCGAGCAUGACGAAACCAAAACUGUUAGGCUCCCGACGCCCCCACCGGCUAUCCCCCCUUCUGAAUCGGAGGACAACACAGACAGCGAGGACGAAUACAUUGCGGAGCCGGAGAAGUUCAAGAGGAAAGGGUCAUCAUCUGCCAAGCGUCGUCGCAGAGUUUCCAGUUCCAGCGAGUCGGACACACAUUCCAAUGUCCGCGAAAGCGAUGCCCGAGAAUCUUCUCACAAGGUUGGCCCUUCUCUGGGAUCAUCGGCUAGGCAGGUUUCUCCCGCCCCAGGCUCUAGCCUCAAGCGGAAGGCGACGAGCGCCACCCAGCCUCCUGUUCCCAAACGCAGGAGAUCCAGCGAUGCUGCAGCUGAAGAGGAUCCAGCAAGAAAGUACUGUCUUGGAAAACUCCACCAGCUGUUUUGUUCGAUUUUUUUGAAGUACCCACAUGCUGCUGCGACGGAGGAUGGCAGUAAGGCCGAGCUCAAAGAGGGUGAAUUAAGUGAUGAAGAUAAGACGCGCUUAGAAGAAGAGGCGAAGGUGUUUGCUUCUGAGGUUGAGCAAUGCGUAUUUGAUAUGUACUGCGAACCGGACAAGCACGGCAAGCUCAGCGUUGGGCCGAAAUAUAAGGAGAGGUUCCGUAUGCUUGACUUUAACCUUAGCAAACCAGAUCGUGUGGUCAUUCACAAGCGCAUUAGCUCGUCCUCUAUCACACCAAAGGAACUUGCCCUCAUGAGCUCGACUGACUUAGCGAACGAAGAGACGAAACAGUCGAUCAAAAUACUGGAGAAAGAGUCUCUGGAACAUUCAAUCCUCCAGAAAUCAACUGUUCCUCGUGCAAAAAUUACUCAUAAGGGCCUGCAGGACAUUGAGGAUGUGAAUGGUGAUGUUGCGAUGCGCGAGCGCGAGCGUGAGAGGGAGCGUGAGAGGGAGGAGGAAGAGAGACGAGAGAGAGAGCGGCAGGCGCGCUUGAGGGCCGCCGAGGAGCAGCAGAAACAACGUGCAGCUGCAGCUGCUCGGGGAUCAGUACCACCUGAGUCGCCAGUCGUACCUCAUACGCCGAAUUGGGGUGGACAUCCGCCUGCGCCCAUGCAUCCAAUGCAUUCAGUCGACCAGUUUACGGCGGGCACUGACAGACCACAUGUGCAUCCUAUGUUCGCGUCUGAUUUCCAUAUGAUGCUCCCGGAGCCUGAGCUCGAUAUCGCGGAUCUCAUCAAUCUAGAUGAUGAGCCAGGCCCGCAAGAUUCAGGGGCAGAGGGGCUGGAGCUUCCAGCCUUGGAUAAUCCCCUGCUUGCUCCAGAAAGCGCACCUUCCGCAACCGCAGAGCCCACAUCUGUUGUAUCCCCAGAGCCAGCACCUGCUGAGGUAUCAGAGCCAGCACCUGUCACUGCCCCAGAUCCCGCACAUGUACCCUCCCAAUCUCCUGGCCCCCCUGCCACUCCGUCGGCCACAUCCACGCCCGCCCCCUCGCUUACGCCGAUGCCGGAGACACCUGCUCGCACAUCUUUCGACCUCAACACUUUAUGGUCAGCUCCGUCAGCAGUACCUCCUGAACCUACAUCAGAUCCCGUGCUUUCACGAGAGCCCCACAUGGAAGUGGAACUUGUCGCUGCAGAAGCUAACGAUGAAGAUUUCGAUAUGUUGCUAGAGAAGGAACACGAUUCAGAGUCCUCGCAGACGGAGCAGCCUUCUCAAGAUCCUGAAGCGGUUUUCAACGCUCUUCCUCUUGUUUGGAGUGGCAAGAUAUCUAUGCCUCUAGAAUCCUCAACUCUUCAAGAAGCACCUGUGGUUGCGCGGCAAGUCGGAGGGCGGAUUUUAGGUCACGAUUCUGAUUUGUGGAAGACCCUCUUCCCUUCCGAUAUUCUCCGCAUCGAUGGCCGAGUUCCGACAGAGAACUCUUCACAUUUCCUCCUCCAGAUGCGAAUGAAUUCGCAGAAGGAGCUCAUUGCAUGCGCAUUUUCCACAGUAGAGGAGAAUCCAAUGCUUCAGACGUUCAGCGAGUUUCUUCUCAAUAAAAACCGCCAUGGAUUGGUGUUUCCUUGGGGCAAUCGACCGAAGGACUACCACCCCGGCAAGGAAUUAUAUAUGGUCCCACUACUUGCAAGCCAUCCUUUGCCUGACUUCAUCGAGCUUAUGGAUAAUUUAUGCCUGCCCAAAACCCGCAAGUCGAAUUGUGUUAUCGGUAUUUGGGUCUUAACGAGAGGGAAACUCGCCACACUGCCGCCACCACCGCCUGUGCCACAACAUCUUGCUCAAGUCGUCCCGCCGCAGCCGCCUCACAUAUCCACCGCUGCCAAUCAUCUCGGCCAACCAGGCUCUUCCACAGCCCCUUCUGUAUCACAUGUGCCUGUGCCUGUGCCUCUACCUGUAUCCGCGACCAUCAAUGCGCCUCCACUCACUGCCCUACAGCAAGCUUAUCCUGAUCUUGCUAACACGUCUCUCGCAGCAGAGGUAGCUUCCCUCACACCGGAACAGAUCCAAAUCGUGUUAAGAACUCUAUCCGCGGAUUAUGGCAUGAGUGUUGGCAGCUAUCCCACUGUACCUACCGCACCAGCCGCCUCCAUAGUAUCCACACCACCUCAGCUAUGGAACAACAACACCCCGCCCAGUUUUCCAUCACAGCCAUUCGCUUCGGGGAGCGUUCCUCCUGUGAGCCAUCCACGGGCGGCCCCACCACCUCCAUCACCUGUCCGCCCUAAUCCCAUGCCACCACCAACGGGUCCUGCGCGUGGAUCUUUCAAUAAUGGGUCGUACAAUCGUCAAGAUCGGGAUCGAGAGUUGCGUCGUGGUCCAGUUCCCCAUCAUGACGGACCAGAUCGUGGAGGAUGGUCAAAUGGUACGCGUGGACGGGGUAGGGGCCGGGGACGAGGGAGAGGGGAUGCACCACAUCGCCCUCAGGAUUCAGGAUGGCAAAGGAGUCGGACUCGUAGCGGACCAGACUAUGAAGGACAUUCACCUCAACGAGGCCAAUGGGAUGGUCCGCCUCAUCCUAGGUGGUGAUGUUAGUUGGUGAUUAUCGCACUUUAAGUUAUUACUUUCGAUAUGGAUCGCCUCGAAUAAUAUUCCUCGUUUUGUACGUAUGUACUUGUCAAGCGGCUACUGGUUGUUGUAAACGGUGUUGCAGGAAUGAAGUUCAUUGCUGUGACUCACGCGAAACACUUCUGAGUUGUCGUUGCAAUGAGGCAGUCGGAAGAUGAGGUGAUGCGGCACCACCGUGGUCGUGGAUUGGUACAAGACAACAUAUAAGCCCAAUUUUCACUUCGUUGAAAUGGAUGCGCAUGAGGAGAGUCAGCUUCAAAAGUUGGCAGUUCAACUGGCCAAUUAAGGAGGCUCGGAGCAGCUUGUUCGAUUACCGUGACCGUUGAGCG